Panicum hallii is the source of this 965-nucleotide messenger RNA. RefSeq names its product stress response protein nst1. The record is from RefSeq and is a predicted model, not a curated record. Gene Ontology annotation, cellular component: nucleus. Bases 73 to 678 code for a protein of 201 amino acids. NCBI's taxonomy places the organism in Eukaryota, Viridiplantae, Streptophyta, Magnoliopsida, Poales, Poaceae. The transcript is spliced from 3 exons.
CGACGGCCGAGGCAAACAGCUCGCAGCCGGAUCGAACGCCUAGGGUUUCUCCGAACCUUGCGUUGCGCGAAGAUGAAGCGGCCGCCGCCGCGACAGUGCGGCGACGACACGUCGGCCGGCGAGGGAGGAAGCGGCGGCGGGUUCGGGAUGGGGAAGGGGAAAGGGAGGUGGGGCGGCGCGAGCCGGAGGCGGAACGAGCAGCGGCUGGGCGUCGGCGGCGGCGGGGCGCUCUCCCUCGCGGCGUUCGCCAGCGCCAAGUCCCGGAACACCGGCUAUAAUCCGGCCCUCAUCAAGAAGAAAAAAGAGUUCUACAAGAAUGCUAAGUUAAUUAGCAAGUACAAAAGGACAAAGAAGCAACAAAAUCAGCCAAAUCAGCCUCCAGAAUUUCCAAUCCGUGAGGAUAGGGGUGAUAAUGCACAAAAUGUGCCAAAGCCGCAUCAUAAAGGGAAGAAGCGCACUGCACAAAGCUUGAAGGAGGAGUAUGAGAAAAAACGUGCAGAGGAUGAGAAGGCUAAGAAGGAGCGGGAUGCGAUCAUUCAGGCAAAGAGGGAACAGCAGGAGAAGUCUGAGGCAAAGCGGAGAGAACUGAGGGAGAAGAUGUUCAAGAAGACAAGAUCUGGCCAACCUGUGAUGAAAUACCGGAUCGAGCAUCUCUUGGAGACUGCUCUACAAAGCUGAAGCAAGUGACACGAUAUCGGUCAUCACCAUGACCGCCGUCCGGGACCUAAGCAUGCAGAUCACCAUGACCAUCAGUUUGGUUUAAGUUUAACCUAAUUCUGUUGCUUUGUUGUAUAUAUCUUUGCUAGCAAUCUUUGGAUUUGAUCACAUCACUCUGGUUUCCCGUCUAUCGGUACUGUACGCUUCAAUUUUCGCAAAUGAUGUAAGAUGAUCAAGGAAGACCUGAGUGCUCGGAAACAAUUGGAUCCAUAGGCCAUGAUUCCAUUAGCAAUCAGUUUCAACUUUCA